AUACGACAACACUACGAAAGCUUCUUCCUUUGGCAUCAAAAUAAAUAUUAGCAACCUUUGACUGAAAGUACAAUGUCAUUUGUGUAUCGAAGAAAUAGGACGGUUCAAUAAGUAAACUACUUCAGUUUAAAAUACUUAAUUCUGGUGCCAGUUGAAGUGAUUCGUAUGAAAAGUGCUCUGAUCCCAUUUCUUAUUUUCAAAAUGUUAACACCUUCUUGAUCAAGGAUCCACGUACUAAACUGGAUCCAAAUAUUCCAUUCAAACAUCAAGUGAUCAGCCUAAGAGGAUAUGGAAACAGCAAAACGAAAAUGCUACAAGCGAUCUCGGCACAAACAGUUCUUACAUCAAUCUCAAGAGUAUUUACUGUAUAGUUCGGAUUCUUCUAACGAUGAUGGGAUUGGAAGCAGUAGAAAUUUCAAGAAAAUUUGUGAUUCCUCUGAACGAUUAUUGCAUCAACGAUCCCCGGAAUCCGUUCUUUUCGAAUCGCAACCACUCGAUUUAUCAUGCUACGUCGAACUCAGCCCGGAAAUUUUACCCAGUCUCCGACGAAGAAAAUUAGAUUUAAAUGGAUCGGAGAAAUUCGAUAAGAAAGAAAUUAUUGAGAAUGACAAUGAGUUAGAAAUUUCCGAAACGACGCAAGUAAAUAAUAAAUUAUCGCAGCAAAACAGCGAUGUAAACUGUUUUCCGUUAGACAAAACGUUGUCAAUAAAUGACGAAAUUAAAUCAGACAUGAACGCUUGUCAAUCUAUGCAAAAGAUCGAAUCUUUCUCAACGAUUGAGCAUAGUGUUUGUAAUUGCGAUACCAAUCUCCGAUCCUCGAAAUCUGUUUAUGAUAUGCCUUGCAAUUACGUUUCAGAGCCACUGCAAAAUACUAAUUUUAAUUCAGAACUGAUACCACGGAAUCAUGAGUGUCAUAAUUUUUCGAACAACUCUCAAACGACAAUUUUUUUUUGCGAAUCCGACGGCAUCAGACAGGGCGGGCGUACUAGAUUCGAAAUAGUUAACGAGAAAAAUUUACGAGAUUCAACCGAAAGUAGAUCUGCUAGCAACUGGGACGAGUGUAAACGAAUUCUUUCGAAUUUACGACAAUUAAACAGUUUCAAAGUGCGAACCGCCAAUCACGAGUUCACUGCAAAUACGUUACCAAGAAAUAAAAAAUUUGAGGAAACCAGCUGGUUCUCGUGUAACACGUCUUCGGUUACUUCGGAGGACAAUUCAAACGAACGCGUUGCUAAACGCCCGCGCCCUUUCAAUGAAACUGACAAGAUCGAUGAUAAAAUCGACGAUGAUAAAAGUUACGGACAAGAAAGAAAUAAAACGACGAGAAUCAGGGCUCGUUCGACAACCCCUUGCAGUGGAUCACCGCCGCCUGCAAAGAGAUGUCGGACCACGCUGAAAUUCGAUGAUGACGAAGAAGUGGAGAGACCGCAGGAACCACCUGCUUCUGUUGCGGUUAUUCACUUGUUGCCAGUGGAAAAAAAUAACGAUCGAAGUUACGCUUGUCCAAAUGCGAAGAUCAGCAAAGCACGUUGGAGCGGUGUUAGCACGGAAUCACCGACCACUUCGAUAUUGGACCUUCCGCUCGUAUCAGACUCCGGCGGCUGUAGCAGAUGCCUUAAUGAACUCGAACAGAUUAGCGAAUACCGGGUCAAAUGCGUGUGCUUCCAGCAAGAACAGAAACCGGCAAUUAAAUUUGUUAAGAAACCUAUAACAAGGAUCGUUCUGUUCUGUGUAUGGCUGAUAAAAAGAAUGGCAAUCUUAUUAAAGAAAAGUUACGGAAGUUUCAAACAAGUUGUUUCGACGUCCUCGUCUAAGAGGAAGCAGAUAGAAGAACUGAGUCGAAUGGUAACGAUGUUACGCUCGGAGAACGAGCAGAUGAUUAACAUGUUUUUGGAAAAAAUUACACGUUUGUCCGACGAAGUUAUCCAGGUACGUGCGAGUAACGUAACCGCUCUCGGUUCUUUGACCGCAGAGGUCAAUAGUAUGCAGGAGGUUAGUAAGAAGCUCGUCGGAAACAACGACACGCUGAUGCAAGAGCUGAGAAAGCUGCACGAGGUUUUAGAGAACGUAAAGCCAAAUUCCCCGAAGAAACUGCCGUCUCUUCCACCCCCAAUGCCAUCGGUUUCAAUGAUGACCAUCCCAUCAGUUAUUGUUCCUCCGCCGGCUACUGCUCCUCCUCCUCCACCGCCACCUCCUCCACCGCCUCCACCUCCUCCUCCUCCGCCACUUCCACCACUUCAAUUACUUCAGUCGCCGGCCAACUUAAUUACCCCAACUACCCCAAAUAACGGAAGAACCAUCAGGUCACCCGCAAGGAAGUGCUCGACACCGCUGCUUAAUAGACCGAGUAUAACCGUGGAGGAUUUGCUGAAAGUAACACUAAAGAAAGCACCGCAGAACAUUAAGGAGAACAGGCGAAAUACUAUACCAGGACCAAAAGGACCCGUAGUCUCUUUAGACAUGUUACGUAGUGUCAAAUUAAAAUCUGCCAGGCGCAGAACGGCUGAUCAGAUCGCAAGAUCUCCGAGAGGCACUCGGAUGAUCAAGACACGUACAGUAUCGAGUCUCAGCUUGUCACCGAUUACAGAUAACUCGCUGGGUAGAAUUCUGAAACAGGUCGAUCUUAAUAGACGGCCGAGACGUCUGAUGUCCAACCCAUCGAGCUACGAUAUUAACGGGGAAGAUAAACAGUCGCCGAGUACACAGAGGAAAGAUAGUGAAUCGUAACCCGCGAUUGCGUAAGUACACAGUACACAAUCGUUGAUAAUCGCGGAUUAGGGAAAGUUCAUUUUAUCAGUCCGAAAGAUGUGUAUAUGUAUAUCGUUUUAACGUGUUAAGUUAUAUUAUUUAUCAAUACGCUCAGAUUCGGUCGCAUAGUAAAUACAAGAUAAUAAAAUCUCUUUUUCGAUUAUGGAUACGAAGUGUGGCGAAUACUUUUCACAGAAUUUUAGUAGAGUACGCGCAGAUUGAAUUUCAUAUCUUAUUUUAAUUGUUGACUUGAAAAAAUCCGCAUUACGAUUCGGUGGAAAACAUUGUCACAUUUAGUUUGGGAGUUUUAGAUAACUCGGAUUUACGAUAAGAGAAACAUUUUACACACAUAUUCAAUUAUGUUAACUGAGAAUAACGCAUUGUAAUAAGUAACAAUCGCAAAUAAAGGAUUCUUCGAUUA
This is a messenger RNA of Ceratina calcarata, 3169 nucleotides long. RefSeq lists its product as uncharacterized. The record is from RefSeq and is a predicted model, not a curated record. The transcript is spliced from 5 exons. Lineage: Eukaryota; Metazoa; Arthropoda; Insecta; Hymenoptera; Apidae. Bases 289 to 2727 code for a protein of 812 amino acids.